Molecule: messenger RNA, 5301 nt
Organism: Etheostoma spectabile (orangethroat darter)
Lineage: Eukaryota; Metazoa; Chordata; Actinopteri; Perciformes; Percidae
Product: formin-like protein 2
Biological process (GO): regulation of cell shape; cell migration; cortical actin cytoskeleton organization
Cellular component (GO): cytosol
Molecular function (GO): small GTPase binding; actin filament binding
Source: RefSeq, a predicted model, not a curated record
AGAGAGAGAGGGAAACAAAGAGGAAGAGGCCGACUGACUGACUGACUCUUUCUUUCUUCAUGUGGGGGAGGAGAGGGGGAGGAUUAACCGGCUCAUCUGCCACACGCGCUCACACACACAACAGACCCACAUUUCAUUAACACACACCGACAAACACACACACAUACACACACACACACACACACACACACACACACACAGCAGCGGCGCCGUAGAGCUUCAUCUGGAUCAGCAGCAUCACGGCAGCGGAAGAGACAAAGAGACGAGAGGACGGGAGGAGGGGAGACAUCUUCACCGCGUGACGGGAGACAGACAGAGGGAGAGACAGGUUACAUGCAGACAGACAGGUUAUAGAGACACAUAGAGAGAGAGAGACAGGCCUUCCCCGCCCCGGCGGCCCAUCUGUCUGUCUGUCUGAGCCGUGAUGGCGGUCCACAUGCUGACGGUCUGUGUGUUGUUGUAGGUGGGUGUGUUCACUGUGUGUGUGUGUGUGUGUGUGUGUGUGUGGUGUGUGUGUGUGUGUGUGUGUGUGUGUGUGUGGUGUUGUGUGAGAGAGAGAUGGGAAACGCAGAGAGCAUGGAGAGCCAGCUGGCGGUGAUCCGGUCCAGAGCCGCUCCGGUCGCCUGCCGUGCCGGACCGGCCGAGCUGGAGGAGAGGUCCAUCGCCCUGAACUCUAUGAACUUGCCUCCCGACAAGGUGCGUCUGCUGCGUUCCUAUGACAACGAGAAGAAGUGGGAGCUGAUCUGUGAUCAGGAGAGGUUCCAGGUGAAAAACCCCCCCCACACCUACAUCCAGAAACUGAGAGGCUUCCUCGACCCGGCUGUCACCCGCAAGAAGUUCAGAAGAAGAGUUCAGGAGUCGACUCAGACUCGAGAACUCGAGAUCUCUCUUCGUACAAACCACAUCGGGUGGGUCAGAGAGUUUCUGAAUGAGGAGAAUCGAGGUCUGGACGUUCUGGUCGAGUAUUUGUCCUUCGCUCAGUACGCCGUCACGUUUGACGGCGAGCAGUCGGACGCCGGCGGCGACGUCUCAUCCAUCGACUCUCCCUGGAGUCGCUCCAUCGAAGAUCUCCAUGGCGACUGCAGCCUGCCGUCGCCGUCGUCCUCAGUACCACGCGCCGCUCGCCACUCCAUCAGCUCGGCGAUAGUGACUCGCUCCAACACUCUGCCGAGUCGUCGGACUCUGAAGAAUUCGCGACUCGUCUGUAAAAAAGACGACGUCCACGUCUGCGUCAUGUGCCUAAGAGCCAUCAUGAACUACCAGUACGGAUUCAACAUGGUGAUGUCACAUCCGCACGCCGUCAACGAGAUUGCUCUCAGCCUCAACAACAGAAACCCCAGGACGAAGGCUCUGGUGUUGGAGUUGUUGGCCGCCGUGUGUUUGGUGAGAGGAGGACACGAGAUCAUCCUGUCAGCCUUCGACAACUUCAAAACUGUGUGUUCAGAGUCGAUGCGUUUCGAGAAGUUGAUGGAGCAUUUUAAGAACGAAGACGACAACAUCGACUUCCUGGUGGCCUGUAUGCAGUUCAUCAACAUUGUGGUCCACUCGGUGGAGGACAUGAACUUCAGAGUCCACCUGCAGUAUGACUUCACCAAACUCUACCUGGACGAACACCUGGAGAGGCUGAAGCACACGGAGAGCGACCGGCUACAGGUGCAGAUCCAGGCAUACCUGGACAACGUGUUUGACGUGGGGACGUUGCUGGAGGACGCAGAGACAAAGACAGCUGCUCUGGAACGAGUCGAAGAACUGGAGGAGAACCUGGCAACGAUGUCAGAGCGUCUGCUGGACGUGGAGAACGAAGCGAUGCUAAAGAUCGUCGAACUGGAGAAACAACUGAUGCAGACCAACAAGGAGCUGGACCACAUCCGGGGCGUAUAUGCGAGCACCAGCUCCACGGUGACCACCCUGAGGAGGAUGGUGCGGGAGAAGGACCAGACCAUCCGGCGACAGACUCGUCUGGAGCGCCAGGCACAGGAGGCUCAGCAGGUGGGGGGGCCCGGAGCCCCACAGCCGCCCCGAGGGGAGGGAGACGGAGGAGUGGGGGAGUCCGCCUCACUCCCCCCCCCCUGCCCCAACCUCUCCCCCAGUCCAGAGACUGUAGCCUAUCACAGCCUGGGACCAGGGAUGAUGGGCGGGGCUCCAGGGAUAAUGGGCGGGGCUCCAGGGAUGCCGGCCCCGCCCCCUCCGCCUCCUCCGCCACCGAUGCCAGGCACAGAGUCAUUCCCCGGCCCUCCAGCCAUGGCUCCUCCCGCCUCCCCCCCUCCUCCCCCCCCCUGUCGGACCAACUCCUCCUCCCUCCCAUGCCCCCCUCCCCCCCCUGUAGCCCCUCCCCUCCCAGGCCCGGGGGGGUCUCCCACCGUCAUCUUUAACUCCGGACUCGCAGAGGGACCUCUCAAGUUAUUCUCGGUGAAGAUCAAGAAGCCGAUCCAGACCAAGUUCCGGAUGCCGGUGCUGAACUGGGUCGCGCUGAAGCCGAGUCAGAUCAACGGGACGGUCUUCAACGACAUCGACGACGAGGCCAUCCUGCAGGAUCUGAACGUGGCGGAGUUUGAAGAGAUGUUUAAGACGAAGGCCCAGGGUCCGGCGGUGGACCUGACUCUGUCCCGGCAGAAAGUCCCUCAGAAGGCUCCGUCCAAAGUGUCUCUGCUGGACGCCAACCGUUCCAAAAACCUGGCCAUCACUCUGAGGAAGGCCGGCCAGGGGUCGGAGGUCAUCUGCCGCGCCAUUAACAACUUCGACCUGCGUGCCGUGCGCGUGGACUUCGUGGAGUGCCUGAUGCGGUUCCUGCCGACGGACGCCGAGGUGAAGUUGCUACGGCAAUACGAGCGGGACAGGAAGCCGGUGGAGGCGCUCGGCGACGAGGACCGCUUCAUGAUGCAGUUCAGCCGCAUCGAACGCCUCAACCAGCGCAUGACCAUCAUGGCCUUCAUGGGCAACUUCUCCGACAACGUGCAGAUGCUGACCCCGCAACUCCACGCCAUCAUCGCUGCUUCAGUUUCUAUCAAGUCGUCUCAGAAGCUGAAGAAGAUCCUGGAGAUCAUCUUGGCUUUGGGGAACUACAUGAACAGCAGCAAGAGAGGAGCGGUCUACGGAUUCAAGCUGCAGAGUCUAGACUGCUGCUGGACACCAAGUCCACAGACCGGACCCAGACUCUGCUCCACUACAUCUCCACGGUGGCGAGGGACAAGUUCCCGUCCACGGCGCUGUUCUACAACGAGCUGCAUACGUGGACAAGGCGCCGCAGUGAGCCUGGAGAACGUGCUGAGUGACGUGAAGGAGCUGCAGCGCGGCAUGGAGCUCACCUGGAGAGAGUUCAGCGUCCUGCACAACGCCACGCUGAAGGACUUCAUCAGCAGACACGAGGGACGCCUCGGCAAGCUGCAGGAGGACGCCCGCAUCGCCCAGGACGCCUUUGAGGACGUGGUGAAGUUUUUUGGUGAGAGCUCCAAGACGAUGCCUCCGUCCGUCUUCUUCCCCAUCUUCGUACGCUUCAUCAAGGCCUACAGGCUGGCUGAGGAGGAGAACGAGCAGAGGAGGCGUCAGGAACAGAUGUUGUUGGAGAAACUGGAGGACGACGACCAGGAGGUCACCAAGUCCCCCUCCCACCGGGGGGGCAAGCGCCAGCAGCAGGAGCUGCUCUCAGAGCUGAGACGCCGACAGGGGAAAGACAGUCGCCAUGUUUACGAAGGAAAGGACGGAGCCAUCGAGGACAUCAUCACAGCUCUGAAGACCGUCCCCUUCACCGCCCGAUCGGCCAAACGCAGCUCUCGCUUCUUCUGUGACCCCGCCCACUCUGAGGAGCAUUACUGAGACAUCGGACAGAAACAUGGGGGACAUUUCAUCUGAGACAGAGACAUCGGACAAAGACAUGGGGGACAUUUCAUCUGAGACAGAGACAGGGCCUGAACCAAACACUGUCUCUCUGCUUGUUGUUUUCUUCUUCUUGACUUUGAACUGAACAAAAAGACAGGAAGAGGAUUCAGAAAAAGCAUUUCCUGUCUCACCUUCAUGAGGACACUAACCCCCCCGUUACCUUAGCAACAAGUCCCAGUCAAACCAAACUCCAGUCACGAAUCGGACGAUUUUAGGAUUUUAGGUUUGGGUUGAAGCCGCCAUGAAAGCUGGAGACAGACACCCGCAGACACACUUGGACACACCUGUAAAACCUGAAAACACCUGUAAAAUAUGGACACAUCUGGACACACCUGGACAACAUGGACACACCUGGACAACAUGGACACACCUGGACAAAAUGGAAACACCUGGACAACCUGGACAAACCUGUAAAAUAUGGACACACCUGGACAACCUGGACACACCUGUAAAAUAUACACACCUGGAAAACAUUGACGCACCUGUAAAUUAUGGACACACCUGGACAUACCUAUUAAACAUGGACACACCUGACCACACCUGUAAAACAUGGACACACCGGUACAACAUGGACACAACUGGACACACCUGGAAAACCUGGAUACAUGUAAAACAUGAACACACCUGGACACACCUGGAAAACAUGGACACACUUGGACACAUCUGUAAAACAUGGACACACCUGUAUAAUAUGGACACACCUGGACACACCUAUAAAACACGGACACACAUGUAAAACAUGGACACACCUGUAAAACAUGGACACACCUGGACACACCUGUAAAACAUGGACACACAUGUAAAACUUGGACACACUUGGACACAUCUGUAAAACAUGGACACACCUGUAAUAUAUGGACACACCUGGACACACCUGUAAAACAUGGACACACAUGUAAAACAUGGACACACUUGAACACACAUUGACACACAUGUAAAACAUGGACACACAUGGACACAUCUGUAAAACAUGGACACACAUGGACACAUCUGUAAUAUAUGGACACACCUGGACACACCUGUAAAACAUGGACACACAUGUAAAACAUGGACACACUUGAACACACAUGGACACAUCUGUAAAACAUGGACACACAUGGACACAUCUGUAAAACAUGGACACACAUGGACACAUCUGUAAAACAUGGACACACUUGAACACACAUGGACACACAUGUAAAACAUGGACACACAUGGACACAUCUGUAAAACAUGGACACACCUGUAAAACAUGGACACACCUGUAAAACAUACACACUUGAAAACACCUGGACACACCUGUAAAACAUGGACACACCUGUAAAACCUGGACACACCUGUAAAACCUGGACACACUUGAACACACCUGGACACACCUGUAAAACCUGCACACACCUGUAAAACCUGGACACACCUGGACACACCUGUAAAACAUGGACACACCUG